Schizophyllum commune H4-8 is the source of this 1360-nucleotide messenger RNA. RefSeq lists its product as uncharacterized. The transcript has 5 exons. Gene Ontology annotation, cellular component: cytoplasm; nucleus. Gene Ontology annotation, molecular function: RNA binding. The coding region runs from base 140 to 1099 and encodes 319 amino acids. NCBI's taxonomy places the organism in Eukaryota, Fungi, Basidiomycota, Agaricomycetes, Agaricales, Schizophyllaceae. The record is from RefSeq and is a predicted model, not a curated record.
UGGGAAUCUUAUCGAGGAUAUCGUCGUCGCCGUUAGCUGCAUCGACAAACCCCCUUCGCACGCCGUCCGCUCAGUCGCACGCUGAGUAGAUAACAAAACAGGGCCCCGCCAGUUGCCGGGAGCCGAACGCAAAAAAGAGAUGGCCUCAAGGAACGCCUUUGCGCUGCUUGCUGAGGACGCGGACUCGUCCCCGUCCCCCGCACCGGCGCCCAAGCCCGCCGCACCCGCUGCCCCCGCCGCGCCCGCUAAUCGCGGCUCGCAAAAGACGCGCGGUGGCCCCGCGUCUCGUGGCGGCAAGUACUACCCGCGUGGUGGUGGUCGCGCCGCAACAUCCGGCGGCGCCGGCGAGACCGCCGGGGACGACGCGCCCCAGGAGCGCGCCAAGUUCGACAACCGUGAAGGCCGCGGACGUGGCCGUGGCCGAGGUGGCCCCCGUGGGCGUGGCCGCCAGUACGACCGUCACAGCCAGACCGGCAAGACGGACUCUGAGAAGAAGAUCCACCAGGGCUGGGGAGGCGACGAGGCCACCUCCGAGCUCAAGGCUGAGGAAACCGGCGAGGCCGAUGCUACUGCUGAGGCUGCCCCCGAGGCCGAUGGCGAGGCAACCCCGGCAACGCCCGGUGGCGAGAAGGCCGAGGGCCGCCCGCGCCGCGAGCGUGAGCCCGAGGAGGACGACAACACCCUGACCCUCGAUCAGUACCUUGCUCAGAAGAAGGAGAAGGAGGCCGCCGCCGUCCCCAAGCUGGAGGGUGUCCGUCAGGCCAACGAGGGCGCUGACAACAACAUCUGGGAGGGUGCCGUCCCUCUCCAGAAGCCCGAGGAGGACGCCUACUUCGUGGGCAAGAACAAGUCCUCUGCGCCCAAGUCGCGCGCCGAGAAGAAGGAGAAGGUCUUCAUCGAGAUCGACGCGCGCUUCGAGCGCCCGUCGCGCGGCGGUCGUGGCCGUGGCGGCUUCGAGAACCGCGGUCGCGGUGAGGGUCGUGGCGAAGGUCGCGGCCGUGGCCGUGGCGCUGGUCGUGGCCGCGGUGGCCGCGCGAACGGCGCAGAGGCGCCCUCGUUCAGCGUCGACGACGAGACCGCCUUCCCCUCCCUGUCGUAAAGGGGCAGCGUCCUUCAGGGGUCGCUAGCAGUGAAAUAAACCGCAUCAUCUGUACUGCUUACCAUGGACGCGUUGUACGCUGUGUACCCGCUACUAUGUCUUUACCAGUGUACUGAUACGCACGGUGUUGUGUGUUGUGUUCAUAUAUAAACUUAUCAUUUCCUUCUACUCUACUCGCGCCCGCUCCUGCUGCCCGCUUCUUGCUUGGUGUUCGGGAUGUCUACACGAUCUGAAUGACACAAACGAGCCCGAAUUCUCCGC